This is a messenger RNA of Mobula hypostoma (lesser devil ray), 2481 nucleotides long. RefSeq names its product protein NDRG1-like. The record is from RefSeq and is a predicted model, not a curated record. Bases 178 to 1359 code for a protein of 393 amino acids. NCBI's taxonomy places the organism in Eukaryota, Metazoa, Chordata, Chondrichthyes, Myliobatiformes, Myliobatidae. Gene Ontology annotation, cellular component: cytoplasm. Gene Ontology annotation, biological process: signal transduction. The transcript is spliced from 16 exons.
CAGAAGCUUUAUAAAACCUCCCACAUCCGCUCAUACCAAAACGGUAACAGGCGGAGGGGAAAAAUAUACGGAACGUUACAAAAGAUAGGUUUGAAAACAAACGGGCUACGUUUGCCAGCAGGCUCGGCAUAAGUGCAGAUCUUUCUUUAACUCGAGUUUCUCUAGAAAGUGUGCACGAUGGCUCUACAAGAUGUCGCCCUCUCUGAAGUCAGACAGCUUCUAGUGGAAAAUUCUGGUUUCUCUGAAAUGGCAAAUACUAACAGCUUCUACGCACAUGAUAUUAAGGAGCAUGAUGUUGAAACACCAUUUGGUAUUAUUCGCGUUGCAGUGCGUGGUGCAUCUAAAGGAAUUAGGCCAGUCUUACUCACUCUUCAUGACAUUGGGAUGAAUCAUAAAUCAUGUUUUGACACUCUUUUCAACUCCGAGGACAUGCAGGAAAUAAUACUACAUUUUGCAAUUUACCAUAUUGAUUUACCGGGCCAGCAUGAAGGAGCUUCAUCUUUUCCAGCUGGAUACGAAUAUCCAUCAAUGGACCAAAUGGCAGAGUUAAUUCCUGCUGUCUUAAAACAUUUUGGUUUGAGGAGCAUUAUUGGAUUAGGAGUUGGAGCUGGUGCUUAUAUCCUGACCAGAUUAGCUUUGACUUAUCCUGAUCUUGUUGAAGGACUCUGUCUCAUUAAUAUUAAUUGCAAUGCUGAAGGAUGGAUGGACUGGGCAGCAACUAAGCUUACUGGCUGGACCUCUAAUUUGGCAGAUGUUUUGAUCAGUCAUCUCUUUAGUAAGGAUGAAAUAAAUUCUAAUCCUGAAUUGAUCCAGACAUACCGUAAUCACAUCUCCACUGGGCUUAAUCAUCACAAUCUUCAGCUGUUUGUUGACUCGUACAACAGUCGAAGAGACUUGGAAAUUGGACGACCUCUUCCUGGACAUCAUCAAAGAACUACUUUAAAAUGUCCCACAUUAUUGGUGGUUGGCGACAGUUCACCUGCAGUAGAUGCUGUGGUUGACUGUAAUACUAAGCUUGAUCCAACAAAAACUACUCUGCUAAAGAUGUCUGAUUGUGGAGGACUGCCACAAAUUGUUCAGCCAGCAAAACUUACGGAAGCUCUGAAGUAUUUUGUGCAAGGAAUGGGCUAUAUGCCUGCAGCCAGCAUGACCCGACUAAUGAGAUCCCGUUCAGCAUCAGGAUCCAGUGUAGCAUCCACAGAGGGUAACAGAAGCCGAACUCACACUGGCGAGGCUGCGAAGUUUUAUACUCAUCCCACAAGUGGACUGCACCAGAACACAAAUGCUAAUGCCAACCCAAAUGCAAAUGUGGGAAGUGUUGAACACUCUGGCCCUCAGUCGACAGAGAUUUCAUGUUGAAGCCUUUCUCACUACCACCCUAAAAAAAAAAUCAAAUGUGUUAUAAAGUUACCCUCAAUGCAUUCAAUGGGCACGUUGUAGAGGGCAUGUGGAAAAAUGUAGAAAUUAAAACCUUUGUGCAUACUUUCCUGUUUGGGACAUUUCAAUUGGUGCUGUAUUUGAAUACCAGGGUUCCAAAAUUGCAUGAUAUAACAAAAUCAAACUUUCUUUGGAAGCAAUGCAUUCUGGGUAACUAUUCUCCAAACAUGCCCAUUAGUCUCAUGUCAUGUGAAGAAGUUAAAUGUUCAGAUGUGUAUAUAGUUCAAUUAAUUUCUUAAUUAAGAAAUGUUAAAUCUUAGGUGCUGUAACUUUUUGUAAAACGUUAAUUGUCUGUUGACUUUCCACUUUGAUGUGCUGUUGCUUUUUAAGCCCUAAGUAUAAACAUUGCUUUUUUGAUGCUGCUGUUACUUCCUGGUGCAAACUUACCUUUAGUCUGCUUAUAUUUGUAACUAGGCAAGUAAAAUUUUGAUUUUUUUUUUUGAAGUUGUGCUUAGAAUAUUACUUCAUAGUUUCAGAUUAUUCUAAAGAGUUUGUAUUACAGUAACUUUGUACUUUUGGAUUUCCUUGCAAGAAUCCUUUUGAAUGAUAUUGUGAUUUCUAGUAAAUUUUUGAUGCUUUGAGUUCUAAAAGUUGCAGCCAAAAUAUGAAUUCUGAUUGGGUGCUCAGUAAUAUGGUGUAUAUUUUCAUAUUCCAAGGUUUUUCUUCAACUGGAAUUUUUUUCUGAGCAUGUAUCAGUUUACAGUAUCCUAAAAUCUGUGGACAAAUAGGAAUGCCAAGAUAAAUGAUAUAAUCUGAAAAUGUUAAGCCAUACUUGCAUUUAUUUGCCCAGAAAUGUAUUAUGCUUUCCCCUGCUACCUAUGAUCCUGUUUUCUAAGCACAGCAGGUUGUGCAUAUUACAUGAAGCUUAUUAGCCAAAAGGCUUACUUAACAUGCUGUAAAAUUUCAUGCCUAAAUUUGUAUUAAAAAUUCUGAACAAAAUGGCUAACAUUUAAUUGUGAUAAUAUUCCUCUUCAAUGAUGUGACCUGUGUUAUUUUUAGACUUCCAUUUUAUUUAUGUUUUAGGGAUCCAACAUUGGCAAUCUA